This is a messenger RNA of Manduca sexta (tobacco hornworm), 529 nucleotides long. RefSeq lists its product as uncharacterized. NCBI's taxonomy places the organism in Eukaryota, Metazoa, Arthropoda, Insecta, Lepidoptera, Sphingidae. Bases 54 to 410 code for a protein of 118 amino acids. The record is from RefSeq and is a predicted model, not a curated record. The transcript has a single exon.
CACCAUCCGUCGACUAGCUCGCCAGCAAUAAACACCACAUUUUUAUAUUGAACAUGUCUUCAUCAAAUAUGUGCGUGGUCGUGCUGUGCUUCGUUCUGCUUGCGGUCACAGAAGGCCGUGUUAUUAAGACCAAAGAGUUCCCGUUACCAGCCGAGGGUAUCGUUAUGGAGUUCUUAGUGAAGAAUAAAUCAGAUAUGGCUCAUCCUAUAUCAACCUUGAAGAUGGAUAUCGAUCAGCUGACGAAGAAAAUCAUUGUAACACAAUCAGAGGACAAGAUGCCGGUGGUGCGACAUUUAACGCCAAAGCCUGACGUGCCUUCUUUUGAAAAUCGUUUCGGAGUUCGUGUUGGGACCUGUCCAUCAGGAUAUGUAAGACGCGGUACCUUCUGCUUCCCCGAUGACGACUACUGAACGAUAUUUCCAAUAGUUUACUAAUUAAUUUGUUCAAUAUCGAAGAUUCAAUGUACACUUACUUAUGUAAUGGAAAUGUUAAUUUAUUUUUAUUGUUAAAUAUAUUUUUGUUAUCCAAA